AUGAAAUAUUUUUCAAGUGAUUUAGGAUAUUCUGGAUAUGAUGAUGUUUCAAAAUUUCUUUCCAAGUAUUCACAAAGAGAUGAUGUUUUAUUUAUUGCUUCAAGUAAUGGUGAUCCAAGAGUUAUUGAAAUUUUGAAAAGUCUUGAUAUAUUGCAACAUUUCCAUAAAGUUUAUCUUUCAUAUGAUAUUGAAGUAUCUAAACCAAAUAAAGAAUUUUUUGAAUAUAUAUUAGAUGAUCUAAUGAAAAAUGUUGAAGUUUUACAAAAUUCAUCAAGAGAAGAAAUAUUUGAAUCAAUUUGGCAUAUUGGUGAUGAAUUAGAAAAUGAUCUUGAAGCUUCUGGAAAAGCUGGAUGGAAAAGUAUUUUAAUAGAUCGUCAAAACCAAUUUGAAGAAUUAAUAAAUAAAAAAGAUGAUGAAUCUUUAGCUAAAAUUAAAUUGAAUACAACUCUUCAAACAACAAAUUCUAUCCAUGACAAAGUUAUCAAAUUGGAUGAGAAAAGAUUUGUUGUUAAUAACUUUGAUCAGAUUUCAAAGAUCAUUGGACUAGAUGAGUAA
Hansenula ciferrii is the source of this 555-nucleotide messenger RNA. It is a transcript of the gene DPI35, whose product is annotated as Dpi35p. The transcript has a single exon. NCBI's taxonomy places the organism in Eukaryota, Fungi, Ascomycota, Saccharomycetes, Phaffomycetales, Wickerhamomycetaceae. The coding region runs from base 1 to 555 and encodes 184 amino acids. The record is from RefSeq and is a predicted model, not a curated record.